Messenger RNA from Pocillopora verrucosa, 1094 nucleotides. Lineage: Eukaryota; Metazoa; Cnidaria; Anthozoa; Scleractinia; Pocilloporidae. The record is from RefSeq and is a predicted model, not a curated record.
GACAGAACACAAUUGUCAACUGUAGGACUCACCAGCCACUUGCAUGUACUUAAAAAUGGCUCAAUAUCCUGUUGUCUGUUUUCCUAUAAGAGCUCCAAACUGGAGAUGACUGUCCAUUAGCAGUACUUCAUUGCCUCUUCCCAGAAAGCAGAUGGACAUUCCUUUUAUGAUUACCAUGGCUACAAGUUGUGGUUCUCUCACUAGACGCCGGAGGUAGAAAGCCAAUGGCGACUGUGAAAUAUCAAGAUUCUGGCAUAUGAGUUCCACAUCCAGGGGAUCUUCAGCAGUAACUUUCCCAAGGGAACUCAAAUGUUGAAUUGCAUCUCCUACAGAAAAGCACCCCAAUAAAUCACCUAGGCCAUCGCCGUCAGUAUGUGAGUUAUUACCCGGCCGGUUGUGAUGGUUAUCACAUUCCUUGUUACCCACGACCGGAAUCUGAUUGUGAAAUGCGGCGCAGGAUAAACCAGCCUGACUGGACUAAACCGGUUUGUAACCUGGACGGUAGUUACAGGGAGUAUCAAUGUGAGGCUUAUUCUCGCUCUAAGUGUUGGUGUGUCUAUGACAAUGGAAUGAUGAUACCAGGAACUGAGAAAGAUCUUCACGACGCCAAUGUGGAAUACCACAAUCUGAACUGCGCAGAAGCUAAGAGUAACGCACCACCUGCUCCUCACCCUCCCCCUGUCAGUUCACCAUUCACAGACACAAGAAUUGGUUGGCAUCUCGCUUACAGAGAUGCUUAUUUUAGGUGCCCAAGCCCCUGUUAUUCUCCCUGUCCGUGUCAGCCUGGGCAACAAUACUACAAUCCCUAUUAUCCAGCCCAUGUAGUUAAUUCUGCGCCAGUCCGCGCGCCGGUUCCUGCUCCAGCUCCAUUACCAGCCCCUGCACGUGCGCCCAUCUAUUAUCCAUACGAUCCCUACGCAGCCACAUAUACGGCUCCUUAUCAAGGCAGCUGUCCGGAUCCCUGUCCCGAACCAUGCCCGUGUCAAAGAAGUGGGAAAACCCCGCCAUCUGAGGAAGAGAACACGAGCAGUGCCACGGGGUCUGGAGAUGAGAAAGACGUGACGUCAGAGGGGAACGAGGAUGUUCAAGAUUAA